Diaporthe citri is the source of this 216-nucleotide messenger RNA. RefSeq lists its product as uncharacterized. The record is from RefSeq and is a predicted model, not a curated record. NCBI's taxonomy places the organism in Eukaryota, Fungi, Ascomycota, Sordariomycetes, Diaporthales, Diaporthaceae. The coding region runs from base 1 to 216 and encodes 71 amino acids. The transcript has 2 exons.
AUGGACGCCUUCACCAACAAGACCUCUCAGCAGCCCGCCGCUGGUGGUGCCCCAGCUGGCCAGAAGGACGACUACGUUGACAAGGCCUUCGCUUUCGGCGCCAAGAAGUCGGGCCACAACGUCAACCACAACACGGCCGAGAAGAUCACCGACGGUGCCAGGAACCUGUACGAGAAGGCCACCGGCAAGAAGGUCGACCCCAAGAUCUCCAACUAG